GUCCGUAAAACUACCAAAUCGGUCGUCGUAGAACGAACAGCGCAGAUCGCGUCACGUCGAAUCGAUUUCCGGCGAGUUUCCAGGAGCGCUAGAAUGGCGUUGAGAUCGAUUUGCCGGCUGUCAAUUGAUUCGACCUUCAGGCAGUCGAGCCAUUUCGGAGCCACCGCCCGGCCGAGACGACCGUCCUUUGACACGCUCCUACGAAGUUUUGCCGCAGCAGCUAAGAACAUGGCACUGCCACGCGUUUUCUUCGACAUGACCGCGGACGACAAGCCCGUGGGCCGCAUCGUGAUGGAGUUGAGGAAAGAUGUUGUUCCCAAGACAGCGGAAAACUUCCGCGCGCUUUGUACUGGAGAAAAGGGUUUCGGAUACAAGGGUAGCAGUUUCCACAGGGUGAUUCCGAAUUUCAUGUGUCAGGGUGGUGAUUUUACCAACCACAAUGGCACCGGCGGAAAAUCCAUCUAUGGCGCCAGGUUCGAAGACGAGAACUUUAAGUUGACUCAUACCGAACCUGGUAUACUAUCUAUGGCAAAUGCUGGCCCCAACACUAACGGCAGCCAGUUCUUUAUCACCAGUGCCAAGACCAGCUGGCUCGACGGAAAGCACGUCGUGUUCGGAAAAGUCACCGAAGGAAUGGAUGUUGUUAGAAAAUUGGAGGCUAUGGGUUCUCAAAGCGGCAAGACAUCCAAAAAGAUCAUAAUAGCGGAUAGCGGAGAGUUUUAGAUCAACUAGAUACUGUAAUGACUGCAUUUUUAUUUAGCUGUUGCAUAUCUAUUUGCUGUCUUUAUUGCCCUACUUCAUCCAUUCCUAUCGACCAAGAUUCUCUCAUCGCCGCUAAUAAUUUGUUACCGAGCACGAAAAUUCAAACUUAUAUAAUUUUGUAUAAAUGAAAAGAAAUUGCCUGCAUAAUAUUUUUUUUCUAUUUUAUUUUAAGUAAGUUCACUUUUUUUGGCUAAAGAAUAGAGAAUUGUUUGCAGUGAUUUUUUUUAUAAUGAAUUUGCUAAUUUUGAAAUUUCCUUUGCUUCAUUUCACGAUCAGUACACCGUGUUUUUAUAAGAAAUCUGUAUUAGACUUUUGUGCGAAAUCCAUAUUCUUCCACGAAUACACGCUUAGUAUCGCUAAGUGAUAUAGCAGAAAAACACAUGCAAUGAGCUCAAAUUUUACAAUUACCAUCCUACAUUUUAGUGAGUGUUCAAAAUAUGAAUAUCUUCAAUAUUAGGAUAGGUAUUUCAGAGAUUAAAAAUCAGUGAUUGAUGUAUUGAUUCCAGUGUGUUAACCGAUGCAUUUCUCUUUAACGUUAUAUAUUUUAAUUUUACAUAUGUAUAAUACAUAUAAAUGUAUAACACGAUUAGAGAAUUCUCAUUGUAUGUUUUUUUUAUAAAUAUACCAUUCCUCUUCUUUGCCGAAAAUCAAAGGCAUCCCGCAUCGCCUAUCGUAAUACAGGCAAUGCCUGAAAGCGAUACCAUCUUACUGUAAUACAACACCAAGUUGAAAAAUGUAGUUGCAACAGUCCGAAAAGUUUCGAUUUCUUAAAAAUAAAAUUGUUUUCAGAAAGAAAAA
Messenger RNA from Acromyrmex echinatior (Panamanian leafcutter ant), 1560 nucleotides. Its product is annotated as peptidyl-prolyl cis-trans isomerase. Gene Ontology annotation, molecular function: cyclosporin A binding; peptidyl-prolyl cis-trans isomerase activity. The record is from RefSeq and is a predicted model, not a curated record. Gene Ontology annotation, cellular component: cytoplasm. NCBI's taxonomy places the organism in Eukaryota, Metazoa, Arthropoda, Insecta, Hymenoptera, Formicidae. Gene Ontology annotation, biological process: protein folding; protein peptidyl-prolyl isomerization.